AGAUAUUAGGAAUACAAAAAAAAAUUAAAAAAAAAUGAAGAUACAUGAAUUGUUUUCAAGUAUUUUGCUCAUAAUUGUCUUGCCUGGAGCAUAUACUCACGAUUCGGCAAUACAAAAUGGAGAGUGCGAAGACGCAUCAGUUACCAUUUCCGCACCAUCAGACGAAAAUUGUGAUGAGAAUGACAUCAAUUGUAAAGAAUUUUACUUUGAUGCCGAAAAUCUGGGAGACCUCGAACGAGAAGUCUCAGCAUACGUUGAAAGUCAGUUAAUCAAUGAUGUAAAUGGCGUCACCACUGAAGCAACGGAUAAUUCUAUCGCUAAAACACCGGCGAUACCGACAUCUACAUCUAUUGUUACCACUGAAUCAUACUACAACAAAAGUCAAGGAACUGUGGUACUUGGGCAAGAUCAGGAUGAAAAACUGGGUGGAUUUCAAGCCAAAGAUUCUUUUCGUGGUGUCAUAAAGAAUUGCAUGCUCUGGAAUCGCACUUUAACCCCCGGCGAAAUUAAAGAUAUGCAAGAUGAAUGCAACUGUCCAAAAGAUUACAUCAUGUCUGCCACAAAAAAUGACCACAUAUAUGGAAAUGUGACUUCGGAAUUCUCCGAUACAUGUUGA
Molecule: messenger RNA, 616 nt
Organism: Styela clava
Lineage: Eukaryota; Metazoa; Chordata; Ascidiacea; Stolidobranchia; Styelidae
Source: RefSeq, a predicted model, not a curated record